UUGACCUGCUACAGCAAAAGCUUGAGCACACUUUCGCCAUACACCAGGCGAACAAGGAGCGGCAGUUUGCCUUUGUGUCCACCUUGAUUUCGUAUUUUGGUAAAAUUGAAGCCAGCUUCACCGAACGGCUUGCUUCUCAGCGGAAUGUCCUCGGUGGCGUGGGUGGCUCGCUUGAGUGGCCUGAAUCCACCACUCACCAAAUCGCUUCAAUCUUCUUCUGGAUCAUCGACAGAGUCUCUGUCAUCCAAUCGUGCGGUACCCUAAACUUUAUCAAUUUAAAAGAAUAAAAUGCUUAAUAAAUAAAAAUGUCACUGAAACAUGCAGAUGAUAAUUGUGAAUAGGUGUGCUGUGGAGCUGUUAAUAUUUGAAUAUGGCUGAAGGAGCCGUUGUCUCCUCUUCGGGGACGCAUGCCUCCUUUCUGCCUUCUUCACCUGCUCUUGUGUUCGUUGCAAUACACUCAAACCAUGAUAUUGUCACGGUUAUUAGCCGUAAACACAAAAGGACGAAGAAGCCAGCAUCAUGAGCGGCAGUCUCUGGCGUUUUUCCAGGAAGACAACGUUGCGCGUCUGCUCUUGCGCUUUGUUUUUGUAUGUGAAUAGAGCCUUGCUGUUAACGUCGAAAGGAAGCCUUGUGUCCUGUUCUUUGCAUGUUGCGACACUGGGGGAGGUGCGGGGCUUCUAUGACUGAUGCUCGAGACUCCUCCACGGUCCGGCACUUCAAGUCCGACACCGGAACCUGUUCCUUCAGUGGAUACCCCCGUCCACCACUACAGUCGCCGACAGGGAGGCCUUAGUCCUGAAGUGAUUCCCCUGGAACUUUCCCAGCAAAGCACUCUGCCUGGAGAAAUGGCAACUGCAGGUGCUUCCCAGCUGACUUUUGAGCAGCCUCAGAUUCCGGAGACAUUCCAUGAGCAAAGUGGUGAUGAGAUGGCUCGUGAGGAUGUUGCUGAGUUGGAGCGUUGGGAGCAGGAGCAGAUGAAGAAGGUUGUCAGCACUGCACCGCUCUCGUAUGCAGGUUGCAGCCGUCCCAACACCAAAGGGACAGUGUGUGGUGCCAACAUGCUUCACAGAGCAGCCCACUGCUGUGUCGGUCCAGGACCGGCAAAACCUCAGCUCACAGGCUGUGCUCGAGCGAAUAACAGAUCGACACCCGUGAUCCUGGCCUUGGAGGAGUGUAUGAUGUCUCUGCUUUGUCAGCGCAGUGAGAAGCUUGUGCAGCGUAGGCACCAGGACAUCAAAGACCAGGCCGAAGAAUGCAACAUCGCAGUGAAGGCGAUGCGAGGCCAGCCCGUAGAGGCUAAUAAUCAAGGCAGCCAGCAACGAAGUUGGCGGGCAGCUGAACGAGAAGGCCGCAGAGUGCGCAGACACAAGGCUCGUGAGGCCCAGCAUCAAGGCUUAGCACAACCACGGAAUUUGGUGCAUCACGGUGGCAUGUCCACCGAUGAUGAGCAGCCCGAUGCCGACAGGCUGUCCUUCGACAAGGAGCGAGAGCUAAUCCUGGAUGAUGCAAGGCACGUCUUUGAAGAUGUAACUGAGCAGUUCAGCAGUGUGACUGCCCUGAAGCAGAAGUUUGAGCGCUGGAAGGGAGACUUCGAAUCUUACGAGCAGGCAUACAUUCCUUUGUGCUUGGUCAAGCUCCUGGUGCCCUUUGUGCGACUUCAGGUGGCUGUUUGGAAUCCCAUUGAGGUUGGACAUUUUUCAGAUAACUCUGUCCUUGGAAGUUCUUCACCUGCCCACAUUCAUCUAAUUGCGUGGCAGUACCUUGUGCAGAAGCCCGAGAGUCCUGAAAGCUGUGGGUGGUAUAAUGCACUCCUGUUCUGUGGUGAAGACACACCUGAAGACCCUGAUCUGUGCCUCCUGCCCCGCAUUGUGGAGCGUGUCCUCCUUCCAAAGAUGGCUGGUCUCACUAGCGAAAAUGUCUGGCACCGCAUGUCCAGCACCCAGACACUGAACCUGGUGUGGACAGCCAAGAAGCUGGUUGAGGAUUACCCAACUGUCAAUGCCCAGAGUCGGCACUUACAGAACUUCAUGGCCAAGAUGGCUGCACGCAUUGGCCGAGCUCUAGAUGAAGAUGUCUACAUUCCAUUAUACCCUAAAGAGGUGUUGGAGAACAGGCCGGGCACACCUGCAGCCUUUUUUCACCGCCAGUUCUGGUCCUGCCUUAAGCUGGUGUCAACGCUGCCGACACCAUGGCUGCGCGAGAGCCAGCUUCCACAGCUGGAGUUGUUAACACGCUUUCUACGAUUCUACCUGCAACACCUGGAGGGUGUCUCUGGUUCUUCCAACCUGGGACCAGAUAUGCAUGCAAGAAAUGCUCUCGAAGAAGUUGGAAAGCUACUGGCUUCACUUACAGACAAGACGAAAUGAUGAGAUGUAUGUUGGAAAUAAAAAGACACACCUUCACAUUGCAGCAUUCUUGCAGCAAUGUGAGAGUGCUAUAUAUGCAAUGUGUGUUGUCACUUUUCGUUCUUCAUUAUAAUUUUCUCAGUGUUAUUUAAAUACGUUGCCAUUGAUUGCAGUUUCAAAGUGGAACCGUCCAGUACCUGAAUUUGUUUACGAAACUGACAUCUGACGGAGCCCUUAAACUUUGUUGUGUUGAAUAUUGCUAGUGACACUGCUGUAUUUAUUGUUAUACAAGUAUUGUUAUCAAUCGCUGUUCUUUUUCCGAGUCAUGUUUGCCUGCAUUAGUGUGAAAUAAAACAAUAUUUGACUUG
Rhipicephalus microplus (southern cattle tick) is the source of this 2713-nucleotide messenger RNA. RefSeq names its product PAX3- and PAX7-binding protein 1-like. Gene Ontology annotation, cellular component: nucleus. Gene Ontology annotation, molecular function: DNA binding. The record is from RefSeq and is a predicted model, not a curated record. Lineage: Eukaryota; Metazoa; Arthropoda; Arachnida; Ixodida; Ixodidae. Gene Ontology annotation, biological process: mRNA splicing, via spliceosome.